This is a messenger RNA of Colletotrichum spaethianum, 834 nucleotides long. RefSeq lists its product as uncharacterized. Bases 1 to 834 code for a protein of 277 amino acids. The transcript is spliced from 2 exons. The record is from RefSeq and is a predicted model, not a curated record. Gene Ontology annotation, cellular component: mitochondrial crista junction; MICOS complex. Gene Ontology annotation, biological process: cristae formation. Lineage: Eukaryota; Fungi; Ascomycota; Sordariomycetes; Glomerellales; Glomerellaceae.
AUGGGCUUCACCACAGGAUUCACCGGCGGCGUAACCGUGACCCUCGGCGUCGCCUACCUGACAGUCCUCGCCCACCAACGCAACCGCGAAACGCAGUCCCAUAUCCUCCGCUCGCAGACCCACGUCCUCUCCUCCAUCCUCGAGCCCCAGGUCCGCAUCCCCCCGCCUCUGACACGCUCCGAGCAGGCCGUCAAGGACCGCGAGACCCUCCUCACCACCGCAAAGGACCGCUGGAAUCGCGAGGUCGAGAACGCCGUCAGGUGGGCGCAGCGGACCGACUGGACCGAGGUGCGCGAAGGCCUCGAGAGCGGCGCCGCCAGGCUCUGGGGAGGCGCCAUCGACAAGGCCGGCGAGGCGGAGCAGGUCGUUGAGAAGAAGGCGGUUCCGUUGGCGAAGGAGGCGUCCGCGCGGGGCGUCGCGUUCGCGGAGGAGACGAGCGAGAGCGUCAGGAAAGAGGCGCGCAGCGCGUGGGAGCGCGCGAGGGAAAAGAGUCUUGCUGCCGAGGAGGCGGCGCGCACCAAGGCUGCCGAGGCGAGAAAGUACGUCGACGAGAAGGCAGCUGAGAUCAAGGUCGCCGUGGGCGACGCCGUAGAGAAGGGCAAGCAGCAGGGCGAGGCGGUGCUCGUGGCGGCACAGCAGGCGGCGGGCGUGGCCGAGGACAAGGUCAGCGUCAAGGCGGACGGCAAGGUGCUCCCCGCGGCGUCACCGGUGCAGAGGGCGCUGCACCAGCGAUACGAGAAGCCGAGCGGGCUGACCAAGUCGGUCAAGGAGGCGCUCGCGGAGCGGUACCAGCGGGUCGAUGAGCGGGAUAAUACACAGCUCAGGGGUAUCUGA